Molecule: messenger RNA, 333 nt
Organism: Rotaria sp. Silwood2
Lineage: Eukaryota; Metazoa; Rotifera; Eurotatoria; Philodinida; Philodinidae
Source: the annotation of a GenBank genome assembly
AUGGCAGAUAAUGAUGAAUCCGUUCCUGAUGGCUGGGCAAAUAGGAAUAAAGGAACUUCUAAUCGUGCAGUUGUUAUUCCAAUAGGAAAUUUUAGUGCAACUGACACAGUAAAAGAAUUGAUUGAACGACCAAAAAGAGAAUUACUCAAAGGGUUGACAGUGGAUCAAACAGCAACUAAUCGUGUAGCAAUUAUACCAGUUAUUCUGCAUGACUUUCCUGAAUCAAGUUCGACAUAUGCCGACUUGCAACAUUUUGCACAUUGUGAACCAACAUUUGGUUCAUUGGUGGUCAAGUCUAAUGUUGAUAAAUGGAUAAUAAAAAAUUUAUUAUAA